Xyrichtys novacula (pearly razorfish) is the source of this 11798-nucleotide messenger RNA. The record is from the annotation of a GenBank genome assembly. Lineage: Eukaryota; Metazoa; Chordata; Actinopteri; Labriformes; Labridae.
GUAUUUACUGAACUUUGAAUUCAGACUCAGGAGAGGAAGAUGUUUGUCAAGAAUACUGAACUUAAAAGAUGAUAAAAAACUGUCAGUAAAUGAGAAGAAUCUGUGAUCUGAUGGUUUAGGUUUCAGUGAAAACAGUCAGAGUGAAAGUGAAAGUAUGUGAGCUGAAAAACAGACUCCAUUUUGAGAAAAGAAGAGAGAGGAGAGGACGAGGAGACAGGGUGAGUGUUUACUCUGUUUUAGUUUUAAUGUCAAACUCUUUAUCUGUUUUAUCUGUUAAUGAAAAAUGAUUUACUGACUAAAACACUUAAAAACUGUAAAACAAAGAAACCUGAGCAGACAAAGAGCUGGAUCAGUUCUUCAUACAGGAAACUGUGUACGUGCAGUUCUUCCUCCUCUUUGUUCAGACUUGUCUUUGUGGUAAAAACUAAAAUCAGAAUCUUUUUAGCCUCUCAUUUCAACUUUAAUCCAGUCUCCUUAAGUUUUUUUUCUGAGAGUUCAGGGACCUCACAGCUGAUUUUGUUUGGACCAUGAAUCAGACAAGGAUCAGAGAGAGGCCCUGCAGGGUGGGGAGACAUCAGAAGGUCUUGAUAUUAAACCCAUAGACAUAUAUAAGAAAGGUUUAUAUACAUAUAUCUAUGAUUAAACCUGUAAAACUCUUAAAGAGGGGGAUGAAGCUGUUUUCAGACUCUCUACUUCCUUUCUGAUUCCUCUUUUAUUUUGAAACUCUCUCUUCCUGUUUGUGUUUCACCUGUUUGUCUACUUUGUCCUCAGGUUGUAUCUCGGUUUCAUCUUCCAUAAAUUUACACAACAGAAGAUGGAGAAGAUGGUGUCGAGGAAGAGGAGGGCAGAGCAAAAGUCUGAUAUGUCUGACUGUCUGUCUAUGAAGAGUGACGGGUCUAAAGAUAAUCCUCCUUUUGGCUUCCGUAAAAAACCAAGACCAUCAGAGGAGGACAGAGAAGAGUCUGUUAUCUCCGACUGUCUGUCUAUGAAGAGUGACCGGUCUAAAGAUCCUCCUCUAAAAUUUAGUAAAGAACCAGGACCCUCAGAUUCACAGUAAGAGAAACACUUUUCACCCUCCAAACUCUCAAACAACAACAGCUGAUGUUGAACCUCCAACCUGGAUAAAGGUCUGGUAAAGAAAAAGUCACUGAGCUCAGAUUUACUUAUUAUUCCUGAUGUUAAUAAAAAUGAAGGUGGUAUAAAACAGCAUUAGAAAAGGAUCCUGACCUCUUGUAUUUUCUGAUUUGGUUCCUGUGUUUGGGACGUUUUGAGCCUGUUAGUCUUUGGACUGUGGUGUAUAGACCCCAGAAAACAGUCUGUGGGUCAGAAAAUACCAGAAGACCAAAGAAGAAAUAAAUCCUGAGAAAUAAAAACUCAUUCAGAGCAUCUGUCUGUUAUUAGACCUUUAGAUCUGAUUGUUAAAAAAUGUUUGAAACUGUCAGAGAAAAUCUCUCGACCUUCAAAAAUCACAGUUGAGUUUUUUCUCCUGUCUCCACACUUUGAGGCAGCAGCAGCUGAAUAUUUUACUGUUUUAUGUUAGAGAAAAGAGAAACUCUGGUUUAAUAAAUGUUUCUUAUUCUGAAUCUUUCAAACAUGAAAUGAUAAAGAAAAUAAAUGUUCUUUAUUUCCACAGAGAGACACAGAGAUGUGACUCUGUGGAGAAGAAGCUGUUCAGUUAUCGCCGCUCUGAUCAAAGUAAGUCUGAACAUCUGUCCUUUAAACCUUAAAUUACACAAUUUCCACCUGGAUUAUUUUGAUUAUUUUAGCCAUAAAAUUGUAUGAAAAUGUCCUUUGAGUGUUUUUACCUAUUUUUCCAGAACACUUUGAACGUUCAAUAUCUGUCUGUCAUUUAUAAUUUACUGCCUGUUAAAAGAGUGCUUUAAUAUUUUAAGAUAAAGAAAAACAAAAACAAAAUAAACUUUUUUUUUUAGUUUUAAUGAGAAAAAAACUGAACUACACGACACUAAAAAAGUCACCAAAUUAUACAAAUACACCGUAUUUAGGAGUCACAGGUAAACAAAGUACAAACUGACUGCCUUAUCAUGGUUUUCUAAUGAAGUCACUACAGGUUAUAAGUGUUGAUAUAAAAUAACGUAAAUAAAUGAAAACGACACAGAGAGCUUCAUUCAUCCAGAAACCAACACAGAAAAUCAGCCGCUCAGUCUUUACCUUUCUCUGUCUGAAGUUGCUCUGAAAACUUCUCCAUCGGUCCUAAAAUCUUCUGUAAACCUCAGUGGAGGUUUUCUCACUCAGGAUGUUUGUAUUUCAGUCAUUUUCCUUUGAAAUAAUCACUUUUUUGUCGCUUUUCUCUCUUUUUGCUCCGUUUCUCCGCUCUGUUGUGUGUCUGUCUGCUGCUUUCUUUGACGGAGAGACAGAUUUUCUCUCUAAACAGCAGGAGUGAAAUUACCGUAAUAACUGAAUAUUUGCUGUGUGGUGAAACUUCUCAGCUUCCAGAAACCGUUGGAGUUUUUCUGACAGCACAAACUUUCCCACAGUUACGGUAAUUUAAAGAGCGCCGGUGUAAAGGUGUCGGCGCCGACAGACUGUGAGGAAAAGUCUGUGUGGAUGAAAACUCAGCUGACUGAUUUUCACAAAGACGUUUCAGUUUGAGAAGUUUGGUUCAUUUUAUUUUUCUUCUCUUUCAGAAGAUGGUGGUCUGCAGGAGGUUUUAGAUGAACAUAAGAUCAGUCUGAAGAGGAUAUGUGAACGUGUGAAUGAAGGAAGUGUUGAAACAGGAAGUAGUCAAACCCUCCUCAACAGGAUCUUCACUGAGCUCUACAUCACAGAGGGACUGAGUGAAGAGGUGAACACCCAACAUGAGGUGAGACAGCUGGAGACAGCUUCAAAGAUGAAGACCCUCCAUGACACGCCCAUCAGGUGUCAUGAGAUCUUUAAAACCUUACCUGACCAACAGAAGAAGGUCAUCAGAGUGGUUCUGACCAACGGCGUGGCUGGUGUUGGAAAAACCUUCUCAGUGCAGAAGUUCACUCUGGACUGGGCAGAGGGUUUGGAGAACCAAGACCUCCAUCUGGUGGUCCUGCUUUCAUUCAGGGAGCUGAACCUGGUCAGAAAGAAGCGCUUCAGUCUUCUGAGUCUGCUCCAUGUUUUCCAUCCAACACUAGAGAAGGUCACAGCAGAGACGCUGGCUGUCUGUAAACUUCUGUUCAUCUUUGACGGUCUGGAUGAAAGCAGACUGUCUCUGGAUUUCACAGACUCUGAGGUCCUGUCUGACGUCACACAGAAGUCUUCACUCAACGUUCUGAUAACAAACCUCAUCAAGGGGAACCUGCUCCCCUCAGCUCUCAUCUGGAUAACUUCUCGACCUGCAGCAGCCAAUCAGAUCCCUCCUUCACGUGUGGACAGGGUAACAGAAGUACGAGGCUUCACUGACGACCAGAAGGACGAGUACUUCAGGAAGAGGUUCAGAGAUGAGGAACUGUCCAGAAGAAUCAUCUCACACAUCAAGUCCUCCAAGAGCCUCCACAUCAUGUGUCACAUCCCGGUCUUCUGCUGGAUCACUGCGACAGUUCUGGAGGACAUGAUGAGCAGAGAGCAGAGAGGAGAGCUGCCCAAGACCCUGACUGACAUGUACUCACACUUCCUGCUGGUCCAGACUCAGAGGAAGAAGCAGAAGUAUGGAGGAGGACAUGAGACAAGUCCUCAGGAGCUGACUGAGGCUGACAGUGAAGUCCUCCUGAAGCUGGGGAGGCUGGCCUUUGAACAUCUGGAGAAAGGAGACAUCAUGUUCUACCAAGAAGACCUGGAGCGGUGUGGUCUGGAUGUCUCAGAGGCCUCGGUGUUCUCAGGAGUUUGUACAGAGAUCUUCAGAAGAGAGAGUGUGAUCUUCCAGAAAACUGUUUACUGUUUCGUUCAUCUGAGCGUUCAGGAGUUUCUGUCUGCAGUCUACGUGAUCCACAGUUUCACAAAGAAGAGGAACACAGAAGCUCUGAAGACUUUCCUAAGAGGCAACAAAAACCUGGAUAACUGUUUCUCUUCUCUGGAUGUCUUCCUGAAGAGUGUCAUGAUGAAAUCCCUUCUUAGUAAAAACGGUCACCUGGACCUGUUUGUUCGCUUCCUUCAUGGACUCUCUCUGGAGUCAAACCAGAGACUCUUAGGAGGUCUGCUGGGUCACACAGACAACAGUCCAGGAAUGAUCCAAAGAGUCAUGAAGAACCUGAAGGAGAUGAACAGUGAAGAUAUCUCUCCUGACAGAAGCAUCAACAUCUUCCACUGUCUGAUGGAGAUGAACGAUCUGUCAGUUCAUCAGGAGAUCCAAGAGUUCCUGAAGUCAGAGAACAGAUCAGAGAAGGAACUCUCAGUGAUCCACUGCUCUGCUCUGGCCUACAUGCUGCAGAUGUCAGAGGAGGUUCUGGAGGAGUUGAACUUAUAUAGUUAUAACACAUCAAACCAGGGACGACUGAGACUGAUCCCAGCUGUGAGGAACUGCAGAAAGGCUGAGUAAGUCCAGGUUUUAUUCUCAGAAUAGUGUAAAUGAUCCCUGUAGUUCUUCUAAUGUCCACGUUACUGAUGAUGUUCUUCUUCAAAUAGAAAUCCACUCAAAUAUCAGGGAGGGGGUUUCUUUAGCAAAAACAUGAUCCUGGUGUCUAAAGUCCUGUUAGCCCAGGAUGAGGUCUACCUGUGGACCCCUGAGAACUUGUCCUGAUUGUGGAGGACCUCUUUGUUUUGAAUCGUGUCUGUAAUGAAUAAAGUGGAACUUUGAGGACAAAUCAGCGACCAUAUCUGAGGACACACAGAGGUCUUCUGAUGAUGGUAUCAGUCCAGAUCAACAUCUCAGUCAGUUGUGGUGAACUUGAGUUUGAAGAAGGUGUCUGCAGCUUCUUCCUGCUGGUUUUCAGGUUGGAAAUGAUGAAUCUGUUGUAAAUGAGGGUGUUGACAGCAUUGAUGGUGAAAAUAGAACUGGAUCAUUUUCUCCACAGUGGCAGAACUGUCUCUGUACCAUCAUGUUCAUCAUUCAAUAUUCAUCAUCAAUACAACCAUGAAAACUAACAUCAUUUUCCACCACUCACUGGAGAUGAUCUGCUGGACUAGAACAUAUGAAUGAUGAGAACACAGGAGGUAUUUGGACAGCAGCUCCUUGAGUCUGAAAACAGUGGUGGAGAUAGGAUGUUAAUGUCUCUCUCUCUCUCUCUCUCUCUCUCUCUCUCUCUCUCUCUGUCUCUCUCUCUCUCUGACACUAGUCUGCCUCAUAACACCUCAUAGCAUGUGGAAACAGCCGUGCUCUUCCACUGUAUAUAUGGACACCAUGUCUCUAAGCAGAAGCAGUGUGACUGCAUCAUCAUCUUCAUCAUCAUCAGUUUUCCAUGGUGUCCCUUUGUUGUCAUGGUGAUGCAGAGUGAAGAUGAUUCCUCUAAUGUUGAGGUGUUGGUGGGCUGUAACUCGGCUGCACGCCUCUGUUUCAGAUGUUGAUGUAAAUUGGUCAGACUGCUGCCUUCUGCUGAAACAGCCUUUAAACAAACACUGCAGCAGACUGGGGUUUGAUCCAGGUCUGAGUCUGAGAGACUGGACCAGGUCUAAAGGACUAACAAACCGGACUGUUUUAGGGAGCAGAAAAGUCUGUUUUUGACCAUAACUAGUGUGGCUGUGAUUAGGGUGAAUUAAUGUAAUUAAUGCAGGUAGAGAGAGAGAGCGAGAGAGAGGGAGAGAGAGAGAGCGAGAGAAGGGGGGGGAGGGGUCUUCAACUCUUCAAAUGUUCAGAGUCAAACCAGCUCUAAAGGUCCUUACACACCGGGCGCGAAUUCGCCAGGCGAAUUAUUCGCCUUUUUUUAAAACAGCUUAAAGUCAAUGCAAGCUUCCACACCGGCGGCGAUUUUUCCGCGGGGCGAAAAGCCGCUUUUAUUUUUUCACUCUUGUGUCGAAUUUUUCGGAUAUUCGCAGGUGAAUAUCUGGACCUGCUAGACCUCUGGCCAAUCAAAAGUCAUGUUGUUGAUGACGUCACAGACCCAUACGGCUGGAGGAGAGGGAGAAGUUUGAGAUUAUGAAAACGCAGACAAAGACAGCUGAGGUGCAUCCAAAACUCUUUCUAAUUACUAAUGAAGUAGUUUUCUCACAAGAUGACACUCUCUUGUCUUCCUUAGAAGACAGAUGUCAUGCACACUUCACAGGGUGACCGCCUCAUCAUGCCUGAUUCUCCCUCUCAGCUGUUUGACAUACCGAUGAUCUGCAGCUACAGGGCCAACAGAAUGACCAGACAACUUGAAGGAUCACUGCUCAGCCCUCGCCUCUCCUGGCUGCUGCGGCGUCUCUCACAGCUUUUCCUCCUCUUUCGCCCUCACUCAUAAUGCUAGACAUGUCAAUCAGCAGCCAUUCACACGACACACACCAUCACUGGCACCAAGAGCAACGAUGGGAGAGAGGCUGGUCAUUGCGGUACAGAACCACCCCACAUCUCCUCUCCUCCGUGCCGCAAAGCGACUUUAUUAAUUCGCUUUGCAAAAAAUAUACGCAUAUUCGCUUCGCGGCCGGUGUGUAUAGGCGAAAGCGAUUUUUCGGACCGGCGAAUAUUCGCAAUUUUCGUCUUGCUUUUUCGCUUCGCUCCGCAAAUUCGCCGGUGUGUAAGGACCUUAAGGACCUUAAGGACCUUAAGGACCUUAACCCCUUAAAAAACAAUUUUAUCUGAACCAAUCAGAGAAAAAGGAGCUGCUGCUGUGAUUUAGUGAGUCGUCCUCUGAUUGGUCAACAGUCAGUGUCUAUGGACAGACUUACAUUACAGCAGGAUGUCAACAUUAAACACUGAGAGGAGCACUGAUCCUCCAAGAGGUACUUUGGAUACUAACCAAUCACAUACCAGGACCAAAAACCUGGUUCUCAGUCCCCUUCUCCAACCAGAACUCAAGAACUCACUCAGUCAUAAUGAUCCAGCUGCACUAACAUGAAGACAACACUGUUAGAGAACAGAAGGACUAAAAUAAGUCAUGGAGUCAUUUGUCUUGAACGUCUGAACAGUUUUUUUUUCUUCUAAACUUUGACUUCCUGUCUUCUCUCAUGGCUGUGGUCCUGAUAUUAGUAUCUGUCUGGUUAAAAACAGGCCGUCUGUCAAACCAAAGAUCAUGUUUGUUUUUGGUGAAGAGAAACAUCAAAUUACCCUUUAAUGAAAUAUUGUUGAUAUUUAUGUUGUUACAGACUGUGGGACUGUGGACUCUCAGAGACUCACUGUGAAGUUGUGGCCUCAGCUCUGAAGUCCAACCCCUCCCAUCUGAGAUAUCUGGACCUGAGUGAAAACAAACUGCAGGAUUCAGGAGUGAGGCUUCUCUCUGCAGGACUGGAGAGUCCAAACUGCAGACUGGAGACUCUGAAGUGAGACACCAUUUCCUUCUGAUCUAACAAUAAGAUGUGACAGCUGCUGCCUUAGAUUUUUCUCUGUGGUUUUUCCAUCAACUUUGGUCGAGCAGUUUGAAUUUGUCGUUGUAAAACUUCAACACAGGAAGAAAAAUCCAACAUUUCAGAGUUGACUUUGAGGAGAACGAUGGAUGUAGAAAGGAAGCAGGAGAAAAUCAGUCCCACAAAUAUUACACAUGCUUGUAGAGGGCAGGAGCAGCACAGACUAAAGGCUGAUACUGAACUGAUCCACAGUUAAUGUGAUCACUAAUGAAUGAAUGAAGUGUCAGAGAAAUGAUGAGCUGCAGAUUGAAACCUGAAGAACAAAGUUAAUCCAACUCUGGAGAUUUCAUUUGGAAACUCUUGAAAACUUGAAUUUCUUCUUUUCUCAGUCGUGUUCAAAUGUAAAAACCAGAUCCAGAUUUUUCUGCAGUUUUCACUUCAGUUUGUUGAACAUGAACAUCAUCUUGUCCAGUUGGUCCAUAAAAACCUCUCUGAUCAAUGAUCUGUUGGUUUAUUUAAGAGUAGUUUGGCAGUUGUUGACAGCAGACGGACAGACCCCUGAAUAAACUCCUGACUAUUUUCAUCUUCAUGAAGAAUUCAGGACAAAAAAAAACCUUUGAGAUUUCUCACAGGAGUUUCUCAGGAUCUCACUAAAAUUUUCUGGUUCUUUAAAAAUUUCUACACUGAAAAAUUUCUCAAGAUCUUCAAAAAGUUUAGAGAGGAUUUUACAAAGUUCCUCAAGAUCAACUCUGAAAAAGUUCUUCCAUGUCCUUCAGGGGCUCAAGAACAUUGAAUCAUUAAAGUUUCUUAAGUGGUUUAAUGAUUUUGUUCUUUUUUCAGACUGUGGGGCUGCAGUUUGUCAGAGAUCAGCUGUUCUUCUCUGGUCUCAGCUCUGAAGUCCAACCCCUCCCAUCUGAGAUAUCUGGACCUGGGUUACAACAGUCUGCAGAAUUCAGGAGUGAAGCUUCUGUGUGACUUUCUGCAGAGUCCAAACUGUAAACUGGAGACACUAGAGUGAGACUUUUUUCCUCCAUUCAAACAUGAUCAUGAUUUGUUUGUGAUGACGACACUAAACUGCUGACUCAGGACUGAAAUACUGACCCAGACUGAACACCUUCAGUCCAGAGUAGAUUUUCUGCAUCAGUGGAUUAUUUGAUUGACUCCAGUUCGAUCACUGCUGAGCUCCAGUGAAUUAAAACCUGAACCCAAGAAGAAAACUCUUUGUAGAGUUCACAGUGAGAAGCUCAUUCAGACAGAAAACAGAAGCAGGGGGAGAUUUGUCAGACAAGAACCAUUCAAACUUUUGUUCAGGACAAGAUCAGGGAAUAGAAAAAACUCAGUUUAGUUUCUGACACUGAUGAAAGUCCAGCUCUGUUACUUUGAAUUUUGUUUUUAAAUCUUUGUGUGAAAAUCUGAAUUUUCUGGUUUAUCUGCACUUUUCUGAAGCCUUGCUGUGUUUAGACUGAAAUAUGUGAACUUUGUGACGUGAUAUUGUUGGUUCAACGAAGUGCAAAUAUUCUGAACAUCCUUUAUUUCCCAUCCGUCCUGAAGUCGCUGACAUUUUCUGAAAAUAUUGAUCUGCAUCUACAAUCAGUAAAAAAGUCUCUGAGUUUUUUUAUUUCACUAUUUAAUGUGUUUUUGAAUUCACUGUUUCAAACUGACUUCCUGUUUGGUUCAGCUCUUUGGAGCGUCACUUUUCUGUGAUUCAGACUUUCCAAACCUUUCCCCUGAACUCUACAGAUUUAAGACAUCAGGUUUCAAACUGGAUCAUUUUUCUCUAAAAUCUCAUUAUUUCCUCUUUAUUUAGGUUGUAUAACAGCAGUUUGACAAAGAUCAGCUGUUCUUCUCUGGCCUCAGCUCUGACGUCCAACCCCUCCCAUCUGAAAUCUCUGUGGCUGUUUGGAAACAAUCUGCAGGAUUCAGACAUGAAGCCGCUGCGUGAUCUUCAGAAGAGUCCAGACUACAGACUGGAGGAUCUUGGGUCAGUAUAGAGUUGGAGUUAGUCUGUGCUGAUCUCUCCUGUUCCUCUCCACACAGUAUCACAGCAGAUAUUCAGUAUUUCCUGCUGACUCUUCGACCCUCUCAGAGGAUUAUCUCUUUAGUGAAGCUGUGAGAACAGAAAUCAUCAAACCAGGAGUGUAAGAGUGUCAGUCAUGAAAAAAGUGUCUCCUCGUCUCUAUAUUUCAGAUCAAAUGUAGAAAUGAGACAUAAUGAAACAGAAAUGUUCAGUUUCUGCUCUGAAGUCCAGUUUAUAGUUCUCUGUAUUCAACACAGACUUUAUUUCUCUGCUAACUUGUUGAUUUUGAGCUCUAAGUCUGAAAACAGACAGCUGUUCUUUAUACUUGUUAUUUUCACAGCAGGUUUGUUCGAUCAGCUUUAACACAUUUGACAGGAAUGAUUUCUUUAUUUUGAUGAUGUUGGUUUAUUAGUGAGGAAACCUGCUGCUUUACACCAUCACUUCUGCUCUGAGCAGGACUGAGAUCUGCUGGUCUGUAAACUGGAUGUUCUUCAGUCCAGCUGAUGAAGUGAGUCUCAGAGUGGAAACACUGAUCGUCUGUUUUUCUCUCCUCAGAUGGAGUAACUUCUGUCAGAGUGAUCAAGAAGAGGAUCAUGUGUUUCCUGACGAUCAGAGAGGUGGAGGCAGCAGCAGUGAGGGUGAGGUGAGUCUCUGACUGAGAGACUGACUGACCAAUCACAGUGGGCGGAGAGGACUCUGGGAGCUGCACUUUGACCUGCUCUGAGAUCAGCUCAGGACCUGGACUCUGGAUAUUUGAUCUUUUCCCUCAUAUUCUGGGAUCAAACAGUCUGAACAGGUUUGUUUUGUUGAUGGAAACAUGAUCAUAAAUUUACACUUUGAUUGGAUUACUUUGUUUUUACCAUGAUGCAGCGCCACCCAGUGGAAAUAUAAAGAGGUGGAGUUGAUUUAUUCCCCCAUAUUUCUGCAGCAGGAGUUGAUACCAUGUGUGAGAGUAGAUCAGUCAGAAGUUCAGAUUAAACCCAAAGGUUUUUUCUUUCCUUUGCACCGUUAGAGACCGAAUAUAAACUGAAGGGAGAGGAAGAGAAGUGAGGAGAGAUGGAGGUGAAGGGAGGAGGAGGAGGAGGACAGGGUUUGGGGUUUUAACAAAAAUCUGAAGCUUUAUUCUUUCACUUGAUUAUUUUUAAUCCUUCCUUUCUUCUUCAGUUUCUGAGAUUAUUGUAAACAUUGACUGGAGGUAAAUUGACCUUAUUUUAUAUUAUUAGACAUUAUUUUCUUUUUCUUUACAUGUUUUUGUUCUCAUAUCAUCUUUGUGCUCAUCAAUAAUCGAUUCCCUCCAGUUUGGAUGAACAAACACAAUUAUUAAACCAUAAAUGAGACCUGAGAGUAAAAUGUGUGAAAUAUAAUCAGUCAAAGGAAAGAUUCUUGAACAAUAAAAAACAUUAUUUUUACUUUAUGAUGAUGGAGAAGUUUUCCUCUGACAGACAAAAAUAACCGUAUUGACCGGAGUCUGGAAAAAGUGAGAUCAGCAUCUAUUCAGGGUGAAGUCAUUAACGUGGUCGAUGCUGUUUUAUAAACUCAGUGUUGUUGAUUACAAUCUCAGCUUCAUAAAUUGAUGCUACAGUGGAGUGACUUCCUGUAAAAUCCACUGUCUUUGUGAGACCGUCAGCUUUCAGGAGAUCAGUUUGUGUUUCUGUGACACUCCAAAGCUUUUCUAUCCCACAGAGAAGGUCGGUGUGUUUUCAGAGACCUUCCUGAUCCCAUCCCUCCAAAAUGAAAAUAAUCUGAUGGUUUAUGGAUUAAUUUCAGUAACAAAGUGUCAUUUCUGUUGUUAGCCAAUCAGAGGCUGUAUCUGCCAUCAGCUGACCUGUAAAGGUCCAAUUAAAAGUCAGGACAGCUCAUGUCACAGUCUGCUCACACUACAGAAUUCUUUGUUCACUAUUGUGAACAGAUUUGUUCUGAUCAUCUUAUCUAGUAUCAAUAGAUCUAUGCUCUGUCUGCGUAACAGUAUAUUUGUUCUUCAUUUACACCAGAUCAUUUUUGAUUUCAUUUCACUGUAACAAUGUCAUUUAAAGAUAAUAAAAACUUUAUUUGAACCAAAACAUGUUAAAAACAUCAACUCAGCUUGUUUCAGUCACUGUGUCCAAUUGAUUUUUCAUCAUUUAUCAUUCAAACAAAAACUAGAUUUGGUCUUUAAAAAACCCUCAAAGUGAGUCUGAAAAGUGCUGCACCCUGAUGAUAAAACCUUCCUCCACUUAUAUAUAUAUACAUAUAUACGGUAUAUGUGUGUGUGUGUGUGUGUAUAAAGAUAGAGAUCUCACAGAACAGAUAUACAGAAAGGCAACAUGAGAAAGAUAUUUAUAUUGAAAAUGAAUACAUAUAUGUUGAUGCUAUAUGUUAUUAUAGUUAUGCCUAUGAUAGAAAUAUUACUGAUAUAACAUACAUGUAAUGAUUAAAUGUUUUAUAUAUAAAUGAAUUAAUAUAA